UAAGUAUCUUUUUAUUGAAAUAAUAAAAUAAACAUGUCGCUAACGAAUUAUUAUUCCAUAAUGGGUGUCCAAACCGAGGAAGCGUACGGUGCGCAUUUUAUCACGGGCGGUUUGCAGGGUUCGACGGCCGGGUGCGCUAAGCCUACCAGGGGAGCGGAGCAGGAGCAGCAGGAAGAAGAGGGGACCCUGGUCUCACACAUCCCGGAUUUUUCUAAUUUUUCCAACAAAGCCAGUCUGAAUGGUUUUUCUCCUUGGACAAAUACGUCUAUCUCCACCCCGACGUCUUCCCAGCUGCAAAGCGCAUCCGCUGCUUCCCUCCCUGGACUCUUUCAUCCACAUCCCCUCCUAAGCCACCACCACCACUCUUACUACGGCCCACAAGCUCAGACCCACGCUGAGCACCUCGCGUCCGCGGCAGUGUCCGACAGCAGGUUCGUCCGCUGCUGGGAGGGGGAGACCCCUGCCUCGGAGACCGCUCUGUCGCAGGUUACACCCAGUUUCUCCGCGUGUCUUCCCAAGCAAAGGGAACUGUCUAAUCCCAGCCCCUCCUAUGACGCGGUUAAACCAGAGAGCUCGCCGCCGUCCCGCGACAGAGCCGAGGAGUCCAGCUUCGCUACCCCGGCAGAGGUGCUCUUGGAGCGGCUGGGGACGGCGGAGGAGUCGGGGAGGAAGACUGAGCCGAAGAAGGAGGACGAGGAGAGAAAUACACGACAGCAGCAGAAGCUCGACCCGGAAAAUCCAUCGGCCAGCUGGAUCCACGCCAAAUCCACUCGUAAAAAGAGGUGCCCCUACACCAAGCACCAAACCCUGGAGCUGGAGAAGGAGUUCCUCUACAACAUGUACCUGACAAGGGACCGGCGCCUGGAGGUGGCAGGACUCUUAAAUCUGACAGAGAGACAGGUGAAAAUCUGGUUCCAGAACAGGCGGAUGAAGAUGAAGAAGCUGAUGAUUCGGGAGAGGAGGAGUAUGAAUGACUGAUAGCUCUGGAGGAUGAGUAUAUAUAUAUAAAUAGAUAUAUUUUGUUUUUGUUUUAUCUCUCCCAUGGGAUGGGGAUGUAGAGGGGAAAAGGUGUUGAAGCUAGCUCAUUAAACAAAACGCAGAGCCCCAUGAUGCUCAGUGUCACCUGCCCUGAAAAUUGUGACGGGGAGAAUAGGAUGUGUUGUAUUACCUCACUGCCAUCAGGCCUUCAGUUUUUAAAUCAUCUGUAAUCCCCUAUCCGUGUGUUUUACUGUGAAAACAAUCUGGAUCGUAUGUGAAUUUAAAACAUAUGUAACAAUUAACAUUUUAAAAAAGCCCUAAAAUGUGUCUGACCUUAAAGUUGAAAUAUUUUUAACUAUAGAAAUAUUCCCACUAUUACCACAAACACAAAUUUUAGUCUAAUCCAGUGAGAUUUGAUUUGUGGUAAACUGACACAAAUUAUUGUGGAAUUAUGAAGUUGAAGACAAAUUUCAUGUUUUUUUGAAAUUUGUUUUGUUUUGUUUUGUUAAUCCAAAUAUGAA
Molecule: messenger RNA, 1499 nt
Organism: Gambusia affinis (western mosquitofish)
Lineage: Eukaryota; Metazoa; Chordata; Actinopteri; Cyprinodontiformes; Poeciliidae
Product: homeobox protein Hox-D9b-like
Exons: 2
Coding region: 34-978 (314 amino acids)
Biological process (GO): embryonic skeletal system morphogenesis; anterior/posterior pattern specification; regulation of transcription by RNA polymerase II
Cellular component (GO): nucleus
Molecular function (GO): DNA-binding transcription factor activity, RNA polymerase II-specific; RNA polymerase II cis-regulatory region sequence-specific DNA binding
Source: RefSeq, a predicted model, not a curated record